AUGAAUGAUUAUAUAAGCUAUUUCAUUCGAGACGUAAUUACUGAAUCAGAAGUGCCUUUGGGUCCUAAACAAGAAACCUUUGGUGCAACCGGUUCGGGUAUGUGGGCUAUCUCAACGGACUCUGAGAAUAAUUCCCGCGGACGAGCAGACCAAAAGUGGCCCAUCGGAAGCAUUGCGACUCUUCGUUUUGUGGCGAUGCACCGCGCAGCUGCCGCGUUGCAGGAGAGUUUGAAGCCACCCUUUCCAUCUGACUCUCACCGCUUUACACUUGAUAAAUCUACAUCGCCCAUCAGUCUGUCUCAAUCGAUUCCAUAG
Dicrocoelium dendriticum is the source of this 315-nucleotide messenger RNA. The record is from the annotation of a GenBank genome assembly. Lineage: Eukaryota; Metazoa; Platyhelminthes; Trematoda; Plagiorchiida; Dicrocoeliidae.